Messenger RNA from Volvox carteri f. nagariensis, 3321 nucleotides. RefSeq lists its product as uncharacterized. NCBI's taxonomy places the organism in Eukaryota, Viridiplantae, Chlorophyta, Chlorophyceae, Chlamydomonadales, Volvocaceae. Bases 1 to 3321 code for a protein of 1106 amino acids. Gene Ontology annotation, biological process: protein phosphorylation; signal transduction. Gene Ontology annotation, molecular function: ATP binding; protein kinase activity. The transcript is spliced from 15 exons. The record is from RefSeq and is a predicted model, not a curated record. Gene Ontology annotation, cellular component: cytoplasm.
AUGUUAUCGCGACUGUCGUGUCUCAUAUGUUGCGGAGCUUCGCCGGAGGCACGGAACUCCAGCGACGUCGUAGCUGUUCAAGCUGGGGACACGCGGGCUAACGAUGAAGGCUGCGAUGAACUAACAAGCAUUAAAGCAGCAUUUCAAGAUGGAGUGCAAUCUGACUUUGCGCGGUCGCCAGAGGAUUGUCGAGUUCGCGAGGUCCCCUCGCCACUACGGAAGACACAAAAACGGCAAAACUCAGAACAGGGAUUGGAGACUUCUUCGACUGCAGAUGCGUCCAGAGAGCCAUCUGCCCUGCACGCGCAGCCGCCAAAGCCGAGCAUGUUUUCUGCGGCUGAAUGCAUGCCUGAGGGGGAGUUUCGAGCGCAACCGCGAGCAGGACACAAUCUUGCAGAUGCUGAUCCCCUUUCAGGACCUGAGGAGGGGAUAAGGCCUUCAACCACGUCAACUUACUCAUUCAUAGAACCGCACAGCCCCUUCGUGGCGUCAGCCGCCCCAGCAGUUUCACCUCGAGGAGGGACCCAUGGGUCAUUCCAGCAGCAGCAGUCGGCGCACUCACCUGGCGCACCACCCUCUCGACCCCCGCAACCGCCAAUGGAACCACCAUCAGUACCAUCACAACACUCCAAGGACGAAUGCCCGUCUACCGCCUUCCCGCCGCCUCCGUCGCUGCAGCCGCCACCGUCCUUUUUGUGCGCGGCAGGCUCCGGAAUGCAACCCCUGCCCCCGCGUCACUUGGCCUCCAUUAUAUCAUCUUCAACCGACAUGCAGAUUACAGCAUCACUCUCCGAGCCCCUGGUCACGAGUUGCAGCCCCGGCAGCGGCCCUCCCGCAAACACCUUGCACGCCUGCGGGGCCGGCGGCGGCAGUAGCAGCGCCGGCACCGCCGUAACGGCGUUCAGUGCCGCGACCCAGCUACAGCCGGGGGCGGUAAUGCAGCAGCAAAUGGCGGUGACAUGUGCCGUACAGCUGCCGGCGGCGGCGCCGCCGCCAGCAGGUCAUCCGAAGCAGGAGCGGCAGCAGCAGCAGCAGCAGGGCUGCCUCAAAGACGAGCAACAACACGGAGCUCAACAACAGCAACAACAACAACAACAACAGCUUAACGUCGGGGGUAGUUUACCGCCCGGAUCUGCCGCCACGGUGGCAGCUGCAGGGGGAGCCGGUGGUGGUGGUGGUGGUGGUGGUGGGGCUGUUUCACUCGCCGGCGCCAGGAGCGGCGGUGGCGGUGGUGGGGGCGCGCUGUAUCCGCCGUACGUUGCUGCAAGGGGGUCCUUGCGCGCUGGCAGUGAAAGCGGUAGCAUGGUACAACGUGUAAUGGAUGACACGGGUGCCGUACAGCUGCUGGCGCCGUACGUGCCGUAUCCGCUUGAUGUUGGCUGUUCAACCAGCCGCUUGCCGAAGCAGGCGGCGCGGGACAUGUCGCAGGUGGCCCUCAUGCAGAUGCUCCACUUCGGCUCCACGUCAGGUCGGGUGCCCCUGCAGCACCUCGCCUCGCUCAACGUGACGGCGCUGUCCAAGGAGAUUCGGGCGCUGCAUUGGAUCGGUCAGGGGGGGGGAGGGGCGGUGUUUCAGGGUGUCUGGCAAGGGGCGCCAGUGGCGGUCAAAUUCAUGUUGGCGGCGCGACCCGAGCACGUGGAUGCCACAGCAUUGGAAGCGAUUGUCAGUUUGACGGUUGGCCACCCCAAUGUGGUGACGACGUACAGCUUUGACGUCACGCGGCUGACGGAGUCGAGCUUUAUGUCCGACGCGGUCGCGGGGACGAGGUUUUCCUGCCGGUUCAGUCAUCAGCAUUUGGGGACGACGGCGACGGAAGACUGCAGCGCAACCGCGCUCUUCAACGCCUUGAUGGAGACGGAAACAGCGUUGGAGUCCUGGACUGGCGGUGGAUGCGGCGCCAACGCGGCGGCAGCAGCCGUACGGCAGAGACAGCAGCAGGCCGUGUGUACGGCAGCUGGCGGCGGCUCGCGGCCUGCGUCCAUGGUCCGUGUGGAGAGCCUGAACAUGCGUGUACGGCGCGCGCAGGCGGCAGCGGCGCUGGCCAGCGGUUCCGGCAGCCCCGCGCCCAGCGCUGAGGCCGUCAGCGCCGACCGGGUUCCCGGUGACGGCAGCGGCGGCGGCGGCGGCGUCGCCGUCGGCACCAACAGCCCUAACGACUGCACGGCUAACGGAGCCGCGGCUGCCGGCGCCGGCGCCGGCGUCUGCGCCUCUUCCGUCCCCGCCACCAGUCACAAGACUCACCAGCAGUACCAGCAUCAGAACCACAAUAAUCAGCAGCAGCAGCAGCAGCAGCACCCCCACCAGGGCGCUGCGGCAUCAGCUAUGGAGACACUCGGUUUAGAGUCGGCGUUCAAUUCGGAGGAGGGGUUUGGAGACCCCGACCUGGCGGACAGCAGCCGGUCAUGGACUGUACGGCACGUACUGUCGUACCUUAAGGGUCGGCCGGGCAUGUACAUGACGCACAUUAUCAUGGAGUACUGCGACAGGGGAUCCUUGUUGUCGGCCAUCAAGCGCGGCGUCUUUAAAAUGGACGGACUUCCGGACGACGACACCCCCGGGAGCAGCGGCAAUGUAGCGGCGGCGGCGGCGGGUACGACGAGUACGGCGGGUCUUCCGGAGGCACCCAGGUUCACUAAGCGAGUGGUGCUUCGGGCGCUACUUCGCACCGCCCGAGACGUCGCGCAGGGCAUGUGCCACCUGCACUCCAACGGCAUCAUUCACGGAGAUCUCAAACCGGGAAAUGUGCUGCUCAGGGGAUGCAGGUCCGACAGGAGGGGUUUCACAGCGCUCGUCAGCGACUUUGGCCUCAGCAAGAUUACACGCGGCGAUAAACCGUUGGAGCUUAACCACUGGUCAACGGUGACGGUUAUGGCGCCGGAGGUUAUCAUGGGCCGAUGGCUCAAAGCCUCAGAUGUGUUCUCCUUUGGCAUCUUGUUGUGGCAGCUGGUCACGGGCGAGAUUAUGCCGUACGGCAAUGCUACCGUACAGCAGGUCCUCCUGGGUGUGGCGCAAGGCGUGCUGAAACCCGAGUGGCCCUCCUCCGCCCACCCCGCCCUUGUACGACUUGGGCGGGCAUGUCUGGCCACGAGCCCGGAGAAGAGACCCAGCUUUGAGGCGAUUGUCAAAAUCUUGAUUAAGGUUGAGCAGAACAUACGCAAUGAGCUGCGUCCGCCCCGGGAGGCGCUGUUGUGGAGUCCCGCAUUGCCAGCGGGGCGUUCGGGCAGCGGUCCGGAGGGCAGUAGCAGCCGGCAGAGCCGUAGCAGCCCCAGCGAGAACACAGCCGCCGUACAACUCAACAGGCUGCGGUCGGCGGCAAUUUGA